Molecule: messenger RNA, 678 nt
Organism: Miscanthus lutarioriparius
Lineage: Eukaryota; Viridiplantae; Streptophyta; Magnoliopsida; Poales; Poaceae
Source: the annotation of a GenBank genome assembly
AUGUACGCUUGUCCUUAUCCGUCUUCUCGAUCGCGUUCCUCCGCUCCACCUCCUCCUGCCUCGAUCUCUUCGCCGCGAGCGCUCGGGUUACUUGCGGCUCUGGAUCUGACCGGUGUUCCCUCUCCACGUGUCGUUUACAGGAGGAGACGCUCGACGACUUCGCCGACAGUGGUGACUGGCAUCGACGAUCUGGUGGUGUGGCUGUUGCUGAUGGAGAAGUACACGAUGCAUAUCUCCAGGUCCGACGACCUCCUCAGCCGCCUGUCGCAGCAGGAGCGCCGCUUCGCCAAGAGGUACCUUCUGACUGCGCUCGUGCGUCUGCGGCAAUUGCCACAUUCGUUUAUGUUGGCAGUGUUGCCUUAUGAAAAUAACCGUGGUUCUGAUGGGGAUGGAUUUCUCGUGUCUGCUCUGUUAGAAGUUGCGUGGAGAUCAUGGAGAAGCAUCUGGAGUAGUUGUUGUCCAAGCUCCUGUGCGGUUAUGGUUCGGUUACCAGGCAGUCGUUGUCCAGCACUGAGGAUGACAUGGAAGUCUAAAUUUAAGGAUGACCCACCCACUGCGAUUGACUUCUUCAAGGCCACACAUAUUGCAUCAGCAAGACAUGUUAUAGUGAGGAUGCACAAAAAGCUAUUGCUGAAAUGGAGGCCAUCGCUGCUCAAGCACCACAAGAAGGGCAAGUGA